UUUCAUGAAGCGUGGACAUUUUGAAAACAUUAGAUGUCGGAAGUUUGCGACAAAAUACUUGCAUGAAAACGAAAAUCGAGCUAAAUGUUGUUUAAUAGGCUUCCUGAAAAGUCACAAAAAGUGCCAGUCUGAUGGAAAAGUUUGCCUGUCCGGACAAAAAUUCACUUGACCGAACAGCAAAUGCCUUUGCCAAGCAACAGGAAGAGAGCCCAUGAGCCGGAUAUUGAAGCAGGAGGUGGUGAUGCUCCAAGCAGCAAUGUCAAAGUUGUCGUCCGAAUCAGGCCUCCAAAUGUGAAAGAAGUAGAAGGAAACUUUCGUGAAGUUGUUCAGGCAGUUGAUGAAAAUGUGCUUGUGUUCGACCCAAAGGAAAAUUCCUGCAAUGACUAUAGGAAUGGUACUGGGAGGAAGAGACCCAGGGAUAUCAGUAAACGGGCAAACAGAGAUCUGAAAUUCGCAUUUGAUCGGGUCUUUGCUCCAAAUGCCACUAAUAUGGACAUUUAUAAUGAAACAACAAACUGUGUGCUAACUGGCAUUUUAAAUGGUUACAAUUGUUCAGUAUUUGCAUAUGGGGCCACAGGGGCAGGGAAGACCCAUACAAUGUUGGGGAGCAAGGAGCACCCUGGGGUCAUGUAUCACACCAUGAUGGACCUGUACGCCCGCAUUGAACAGAUGAAAGACACAAAAACAUGUGAUGUUGCUGUCUCGUACCUUGAGGUAUACAACGAGACCAUUCGUGACUUGCUGGUCCCUGGAGGAAAUCUGCCAAUCAGAGAGGACCCGGGUCACGGCGUGGUCAUACAUGGAUUGUCCCUGCACAAGCCCAAGAGUGCCGAAGACUUGCUGUCGAUGCUGCAGUACGGCAACCAGCAUCGCACCCAGCAUCCCACAGACGCGAACGCCGAGUCGUCAAGGUCACACGCCGUCUUUCAGGUGUUUGUUCGACAAAAAGACAGGACGGCCAACAUUUCCACUGAAGUGCGGGUGGCCAAGCUCUGCCUUGUUGAUUUAGCGGGCUCUGAAAGGGCCACCGUCACGAAGAACAUGGGAUCGCGAAUGAGAGAAGGGGCCAACAUAAACAGGUCCCUUUUGGCACUUGGAAAUGUCAUAAAUGCUUUGGCAGAAAAUAAGAGUAAGGGCUAUGUUCCAUAUCGAGACAGCAAGCUGACUCGGCUGUUGAAGGAUUCACUGGGAGGCAACUGUCAGACAGUCAUGAUAGCUGCUGUCAGUCCAUCAGCCAUGUCAUUUGAGGACACUUAUAACACAUUGAGAUAUGCUGAUAGAGCCAAGCACAUCAAAGCGGAGCUCAAGAAAAAUGUGCUCAAUGUCGAUUUCCAUAUGGCGCAGUAUGGGAAGAUUGUGCAAGAACUCAGAAAAGAGAUAAAAGAGCUGAAAGGCAAGCUACAGAGCUAUGAGGGUGGCUCCCAGGUGUCAUCAAAGAUGGCUGCACCACCACCUGUCAACAUGUUCAGCUGCAGCAAGUAUGAGGGUGAGAUAUGCAGCCUGUAUGCCAAUCACCAGGCAGUGUUCAUGGACCAGCUUCAAGGGGAGAUUACUCUGCGCAGCCUGCAGUGGAAGAUAUACCGGAGAUCACGCUGUCUCAAACGACUGGCAACAUUGGAUGAGGCAGCAAAUGUUGAGAGUGUAAAAGUAGUGGACUCACUCAUUUCUGGUCUAGGCCAGAAAGCUGCAUGCAUGGAAGUCUCGUCUAAUACUUCUAGAGGCAAGGUGGCCAAUAGCUUCAAGCAUCUGGCUGACAUGGAGCAGAAAAUGCAGGCUCAUGCUAUGAAGGAAAAUAACAACAGAGUUCCAGAGGCAUUGCCUCUGCGUUGCCAAUUUGAGCGUCUGCGCUGUGAGCUGGAUAUCAGUAGGCAGCAACUUGCCUUCACCCAACAGGCUGUCAGGUGUCAAGAACGCGAGCUUGUUCACAAUGAACGGCUACUCCAUCAACUUUUAAAGCUCGUAAAGCAUCAGCACUACAUUCUGAAGGGUCACAAGAUUCUGACCUCUGACCUUGUGUCCAUGUACGAGGGGGUCAACAGGUGGGCUGCUGGGCAGGAAGUGAGCUGGGAGGAUUCAGAGCAGGGAGGUGAGGACAGCUAUGUGCGGGGUUAUACCCUGGAACAGAUGCUGGACUUGCCAGUCCUCGGCCUCAAGCAUGAAAGUGCAGACACCCAAGAUAUGCCGAUCUUGGACAAGCCUGUAGCAGAGGAGAACAAGGUGUUCCGGUUCACAGCAACCAGUGUUAACACUGCACCGCAGAGCUUUCCACAACGGGUUGAUGAAUGUUCUCCACCAAAAGCUAAAAGAAUGAUGUUAGCCCCUUCAUGUUCACAACCAGCAGCCAUGAGGGUGAAAGGUCACAGAGGGGUCACGACCCCAAACCAAAGUAGGUCCAAUGUGCGGUCCAAGUCACAGAGUGAGGGUUCUAGUCAGAGACAUAGGUUGCCUAGCAACUUGGCCAGUGGUGGGGGUGGUAACCAUAGAGACAAUAAUUGUCCACAGAAAACUGAAUACCCUUCAAGAGUUUUUAGUAAUAGUUCCAGACGACCUGCGAACAAUAGUAGAUCAAAAUUGUCUAACAGUGUAAAUACCAGUGAUGAUUUCGAAGAUUCUUGUCCAGCAAGUGAUAUUACAAAAUCCAAAUUUUCUCAUGUAAAUGACACUAUAACAAAGUGUAAAAAAUUCUCAAACCUGCAUGUAAAAUCUGACAGUGUGCAAGAGACAAUACCAGAAGCUGACUCAGACAACCUAGACAAUACUUUCACUAUUGAACCUACUGUGAAUCCUGAAGUGUUGCCACAUGUAGACUCUACCUGCCAUACAAGUGUGAACAAAUCCAACUUAAUGAAUGAACAUGGGGAAACAGUGGCAGAUGUAUAUAACCCAGACCCUGAGCCGGCGCUGAACUAUAGUAACUGUGUGGAUGAAUCUCGAACUGGGUUGUCAAACAACUUGGGUGAAAACGAUUCAGGAACAAGUACAAUAGUUGACCAGUCUGCCAACAGUGUAACCAGUCUAGCCUCUGUUUCUACUCUUGUGGACGGUCCACAAAAUUCAUCUCAGAAUCUCUCGGGACUGGACGAGGCUCAAAACUGUAGGACAAGUUUGGAACCUCCUAGGGCGAAAGAAGUAGCGAAACCGCCGCGAGCAUCUAUUAAUAGCAACACUGUUGUGAAGUCCACUCGACAGAGUUCAGAAAAACCUGUAUCUUGUAAAGCGUUGCGCUCCAUUACGUUUGAAGACAGUGGCAGUAUAUCAUCUUCUAAAGGUGAGCAACAAACUGAUGUUUCACAAAGUAAGACACCAGAUAGAAAACCACUGAGACAGGUGGGGAGUGGCAAUACACCUAAUUCCCAACAGCGCAGGUCUUCAUUCAGCAAAGACAGCAAUCAAAAGAGGUUGUCAGCUGGAAGAUCAACACCAUCCAGGCUGUCUGACAAAGAAAACAUGGAAAAUAAACUUGACGACCUCAGUCGGUAUGGCAUGCCUUCCCUUGUGGCCGGGAGUCUUCUCAAUACAGGGAGGACGAUCAAGACUGAGCAAACCUCUGGGAGUACCCCUAACUACAUGCAGGCCACCAAGUCUCACAUGAACAGGAAGAUAGUCCACCUUAAUAAAAAUACCUCCCUCAACUCCAGUGAUGACAGUACCGGCCUCUCCAGCACUGCAGGCUCUACAAUGGCCAAGUCAGCCUUUAUCAGUAAAAAUGCCAGGCCACUUGGUGCCCACAUGCGCAGCAAGUCGGCUUGUAAUCUUGCAACAAGAGCAGCGUGGCAGUUUUGACGUCAGGUCCAUGCUGGGAUAUAUUUACAACUCAAGUCCUAUAUUCUUGGACACUGCAAGUGGAAAAUUAUUAUGCAUUUGGGACAAAAAAUUAUUUUUGAUUGUCUUCAAUUAUGUUGCCAAAAUUUGCUUGCAUUUUGAAGCAAGAACUGAAACAAGAAAAAUAUUGAUAACCAGUAAUUAGCAUAAGACUGAAUGACUGCUAAAAACUGUACCUUCACAACUAAUUUUGAAUGACAAGAACCUACUUUGGAUACAUAUGAUGCCAGAUAUUUUUUGUUUAACCUUUCCCAAUCAGAAGCAAAGUGAAAAUGGCUAUGUGCAAACAGCAUAAAACCAGCACAACCUACGAGUCACUUACAGCCUGUUCAGGUUUUAUGCUGUUUGUUGCUAAUCAGUAUCUAAGGGUUGGAAAACUUGAGUAUAGUAAAAAAAAGUCUUGAAUUAAAUUUAACUUUCUAAGUGACUACAAAUGCAUCAUAAUAUGUAUCUAUGGGGAAAAUGGUUAACGGUGAUUCCUUAGUAAAAUUUGUUUAACCCUUUACCACUUAGAUACAUAUUUUGAUGCAUUUGUAGUCUCUUGGACAGUUUUAUGUAAUAAAAGACCUUUCUUACUAGAUUCAAGUUUUAAAGGCUUCAUUUCCACCCUUAGAUACUGAUAAACAGCAAACAGCAUAAAACUUGAACAGACUUUGAGUAACUCGCAGGCUGUUCUGGUUUUAUGCUGUUUUCCAGAUAGCCAUUUUCUUUUUGCUUUUGAGAAGAAAAAGGGUUAAUAUGAAAAUACCCUUUUUAGCUCACCUGAUUACUCAGGUGAGCUUUUGUGACCGGUCUUUGUCCGUCUUCCGUCUGUCGUCUACAUUUGGUUUUUAAACACUCUAGAGGCCACAUUUUAUGUCCGAUCUUUAUGAAACUUAGUCAGAAGAUUUGUCUCAAUGAUAUCUCGAUCAAGUUCGAAACUGGGUCAUGCUGGGUCAAAAACUAGGUCACUAGGUAAAAAAAAAGAAAAACCUUGUAAACACUUAAGAAGUCACAUUUCAUGCCCAAUCUUCAUGUAACUUUGUCAAAAUGUUUGCCUGAUAUGAUAUGUUGGUCGAGUUCAAAAGUGGUUCCGGUCCGUUGAAAAACAUGGCCGCCAGUGGGCGGGGCAGUUUUUCUUAUUUGGCUAUAGAGAAACCUUGUAAACACUCUAGAAGUCACAAUUUUUGCCCAAUCAUAAUGAAAGAUGGUCAAAACAUUGGUUUUAUUGAUAUCUCGGAGGAGUGCGAAAAUGGUCCAGAUCGGUGAAAAAACAUGGCCGCCAGUGGGCGGGGCAUUUUUCUCUAUAUGUAUAUAGUGAAAACAUGUGAACACUCUAGAAGUCACAUUUUUGGCCCAAUUUUCAUGAAAUUUGGUCAAAACAUUUGUUUCCUUGAUAUGAGAGUUGAGUUCAAAAAUGGUUCCGGUCAGUUGAAAAACAUGGCUGCGGGGGGGGGGGGGGCAGUUUUCCUUAUUCGGCUAUAUAGAAACCUUGUAAACACUCUUGAAGUCACAAUUUUUGCCCAAUCAGCAUGAAAGUUGGUCAAAACAUUGGUUUCAUUGAUAUCUCGGUCUAGUUCAAAAAUAGUUCAGAUCGACGACAAAAUAUGGCCGCCAGUGGGUGGGGCAUUUUUCUCUAUAUGUAUAUAGUGAAAACAUGUGAACACUCUAGAAGUAACAUUUUUGGCCCAAUUUUCAUGAAAUUUGGUCAGAACAUUUGUUUCCUUGAUAUGAGAGUUGAGUUCGAAAAUGGUUCCGGUCAGUUGAAUAACAUGGCUGCUGGGGGGGGGGGCAGUUUUCUUAUAUUUAUAUAGUAAAAAAAGCUUGUGAACACUCUAGAAAUCACAUUUUUUGCCCAAUCAUCAUGGAACUUGGUACAAAGAUUGUUUUUAUAUAUAUAUCACAUAAUUAAUGCCAUAAUUAUUGCCAUCACAUAAUUAAUUCCAUAAUUAUUGCCCUUAGAUAGUCCAAAUUUUCAUUUUUAUUAUACAAAAUCCUUGUAAACACUCUAGAGGUCACACUUUUGUUUCAGAUUUUAUGAAUCUUGGUCAUAAUAUUUAUUUUUGUAAGCAAAGUUUGAUGAUUGGGAAGGGGGGGGGGGUCAACUCAAAAUAUAGGUCACCAGGUCAAAUCGGACAAAAACAAAAACACUCCAUAUGCCAGAGUUUUGGUUCAAUAAUGAUGAAACUUGACCAGGAUGUUUGUCUGAGUUUGACGUUUUGUAAAGAUUGAAUGAACCGACUCCUCUCAGGUGAGCGAACUAGGGCCAUCUUGGCCCUCUUGUUAUGACUACAAUUUGUUUUUAUAGUGUUAUAACAAGACCUGCAGAAGUUAGUUAAAUUUGAAAAAUUAAUGUAAAUAAAAUGUAAAUUUCAAAUGUAUCUUGUAGCAAAUCUUAAUGAAGUUGAACCAUGUUGAGUGCAAUAUAUUUUAUUGGCCUACUUUUAUUGUACAGUUCAGAUUCUUUACCCAUAAUCAUGGUCUUUUAUAUGUAUAAUAUAAACCUAACAGUGUUGUGAACAUGAUUGUUUACUGGGUGAUGUGUGUAAGACAUCCCACGACUUUUUGUACGCUUAAAACUAGAAUUUAAGAAAUUAAGACUAUUGGUGCUUGCAAAACACUUUACACAGAGUAAAUAUUAUAUUAAUUGUUUUUUCUAAUUAAUUACUGUGUAUUUUUUUUUUCUUACAUUGUUUUGACUUAUGCAUUGGUUAUUAUUUUCUUGUAACUUAUUUAUUGCCUUGACAUGUUUAUGUCUGAACUAUUGUCUUUCUAUCAAGUCUUUUUUUAUGAUCCCCUUACUAAUAAAUAACUGUUGGAUAAAAACAUUGUGUUACAAAUUUAACAGUGAGUGAAUUAAUAAGUAUGCUCUAGUAAUUUUUAUUAAUUUAUAGUUAAGUUGCUUACAAUUUAAUUAAUAAAAAUAUAAUUGUUAUGCCCCCGGAUAAUGAUCGUGGGUAUAUUAUUUUUGGCCUGUCCGUCAGUCAUUCAUUCAUUCAUUCAUUGUAUGUGUGUGUCCCCAAACCUUAACCUUGGUCAUAACUUUUGCAAUAUUAAAGAUAUCAACUUGAUAUUUGGCAUGCAUGUGUAUCUCAUGGAGCUGCACAUUUUAAGUGGUGAAAGGUCAUGGUCAUGGUCAUCCUUCAAGGUCAAAUAUAUGGCUUCAAAGCAGCGUAAUAGGGGGCAUUGUGUUUCUGACAAACACAUCUUUUGUUAAAUUAAUUGCUGAUUAAAAUUGCGUGCAUCAAGGCCCAUUCCCCAAACAUGAAGCAAAAUAUAUUGUAAGUCUUAUGUCAAAUUGACAGAAUACCUAAAGAGUGUGGAGAAAAUAUAUACUACAUUUGUUUACAGUUCCAAUUGUGUCUGUAUCCUAGAUUUAUUGCCAGCUUCUGUCAUUGAAUGUGAAGUUUGACUCAAAUUUUACAAACCAAACAUAUUUGUUCAUAUGUUUAUACUACUAUUGUUUUCAGUCUUGCAGUUUACUGCAACAAUAUUACAUGUAGUUAAUAAUAACAACAUAAAUUUAAUUUGAUUUCUGUGGACACACUAUUUGUGUGCUUUCGAUGGCUGAAAUUACUGUUUUACUUGUUAUUAUUUGUGUAAACAGUAGCUUUAGCAUUCAUGUGAAGUACACAAUGCAGUGGACAUGCUUAACAGUUUUGCGAUUAGCUUUUAAAAGAAAUAAUUUUAAGCAUAGUACUGUGUAUCUAGUUCAAGAUUAUAUUUCUGCUUCUUGCUUGCAUGCUUGGGUGUGCUUGAAUAAUAUAUAAAAACAUUUUGCACUUUUCACUUAUAUUUAGGAACAUAAUGUUGAUGUAUUUUGCUCUUAUUUCAGAAUAUAAAAAUAUAUUUUCAAAUAUAUUCUUGGGGCAUUAUGAAUUGAAAUUAGUAACUGUUGCUUGUGUACUAGUCGCCUGCAAGGCAUGGCUAUGUUGUAUGCUACACUGGUUACAUAUGAUGUCAAUUAUGUAAUUACUCAGUAUAACAGUCUUUUCUUUUUACUAACACUCAUUGUAUAUCAGCUAUGUUAGAUUGUCUCUUGGUAUUGUGUACAGCCAGACUAUGUUUAGGUAUUAAACACUAACUUUUGUUUUUAGUUUUAUUUUAGCAUCAUGUUUUCAACCUGUUGAUUUUUGUUGGCGCUUAAUUAAGACAUUAAAUAUAGAAACCUAAGCAUUAAUUGUAAAUAAAAAAAUAAAGAAGUUA
Molecule: messenger RNA, 8007 nt
Organism: Dreissena polymorpha
Lineage: Eukaryota; Metazoa; Mollusca; Bivalvia; Myida; Dreissenidae
Exons: 22
Coding region: 181-3783 (1200 amino acids)
Biological process (GO): microtubule-based movement
Molecular function (GO): microtubule motor activity; ATP binding; microtubule binding
Source: RefSeq, a predicted model, not a curated record